This is a messenger RNA of Anopheles marshallii, 504 nucleotides long. RefSeq lists its product as uncharacterized. Gene Ontology annotation, molecular function: superoxide dismutase activity; copper ion binding. Gene Ontology annotation, biological process: removal of superoxide radicals. The record is from RefSeq and is a predicted model, not a curated record. Lineage: Eukaryota; Metazoa; Arthropoda; Insecta; Diptera; Culicidae.
AUGGGGAAAAGGUCUACACAGAAAUGUUACUCCUUAAACGGUUCUCUUAAUGGUUCCCUUCGCCCGUUCUUUCAGGGAUCAUCCGUAGCUAUCACUGGGGCCAUAGAAGGUUUACGACCGGGAAAGCACGGAUUUCACAUUCACGAGUUCGGCGACUUUUCACGCGGUUGUCUCUCCACUGGGCCACACUAUAAUCCGGAUGGCAAUGAUCACGGUGCGCCGGAGGACAAAAACUGUCAUGCCGGUGAUCUUGGUAACAUCGUGGCGUACAACACCGGGCUAGCUAAGAUACAGAUUGCGGACAAAAAGAUAAUGCUAGUCGGUGACCGAAGCAUCAUUGGCCGUACCCUUUCCAUAACAGAAUAUGAAGAUGAUUUAGGCCGUGGAAAACAUGACUACAGUAAAACGACAGGAAACUCGGGUAACUGUGUUGCGUGCGCUAUUAUUGGUGUCGCUCGAGAAGAAUACUUUGCCGAACGAUUGCAUCUGACCACCGAUGAAUAG